Molecule: messenger RNA, 512 nt
Organism: Filobasidium floriforme
Lineage: Eukaryota; Fungi; Basidiomycota; Tremellomycetes; Filobasidiales; Filobasidiaceae
Exons: 5
Coding region: 99-479 (126 amino acids)
Cellular component (GO): nucleolus
Source: RefSeq, a predicted model, not a curated record
GUCAAGAGAGACAGAGGUAGGUAGAUGACCUUGACGCUACUUAGCUCUUUGACUGGACCCGAAACGACCUACAAUCGUACUGUUCCACUCUUCCCAGGAUGAGUGACGCUUACGAUUUCCGUCCAGGGGGUUCCCUGAAACUCAAGGGCGACAAGGACAAGAAGAAGAAGAAGAAGUCUUACACCGAUUCGGAAAGGGCAGUAGUCAAGGAUGAUAUAGAGAGGUCAGGUCGGGCGGCAGAGAUCAAGGGAGGAGAAGGUUCCGGUCAGGCCGGGUCGAGCUCGAAUCCUGGACUGGUCCCUGAAGGAAGGAAGAAGACGGCAGCUGAGGAGAAGUAUGACAAGAUUCGAGAGGAACGACGACGGGAACGAGCGAAGAAGCAGGCAAAGAUGACACACAAAGACCGGGUGGCACAGUACAACGCAGCUCUCGAUCGUCUAAGUGAACAUCACGACAUGCCGAGGAUUGGACCCGGUUAAUAUCCUUUCUCUCUCGGUGCUCAACCAGCGUCU